GUCGUUAGUCGCGUAUUUACAUUUCUCUGUCGUGUCUUUACGGCGAUAUAGAGAUGGUGGACAUGGUGCAUCUGACCAUUGCUCUCCCCCCCAGAGUCAUUCAAACACACACCGGGGUUAAUGUUAACCACCAUCAAUUAUCUCUUAAACGGGUGUUUUGUUUGUUAAAGAGCCUCCUUCACCUCUGCUGUCCACCUGUUUCCUGGCAGCAGCUUGUUUUUAAAGAGGCAGAGGCAGAGGCAGUCACCAGCCAUGGUUAUUGAGUUAGAGACCAAGUAGACCAGCAGGAGGCUGGAAGAACACAGCAAGCUUCUGGAGGUGGAGAAGUAAACCUAACGGGCUCCAAGUAUUUUCACUUUUUUUUGGUUUUGAAGUUACAAGACGUGUUAGACGUUGUCCAACUCUUUGUCACAAUGUCGUAUAUGCUGCCACAUCUCCACAAUGGCUGGCAAGUGGACCAGGCUAUUCUGUCAGAGGAGGAUCGUGUCGUUGUCAUUCGCUUUGGUCAUGAUUGGGACCCAACUUGUAUGAAGAUGGAUGAGGUGUUGUAUAGUAUUGCUGAAAAGGUGAAAAACUUUGCUGUUAUUUAUUUAGUGGAUAUCACAGAGGUACCAGACUUCAACAAGAUGUACGAGUUGUAUGAUCCAUGCACUGUUAUGUUUUUUUUCAGUAAAAGGACGUUGGCAGGGAGCAAGCCACCUUUUGACCUUAGAAAUAAGCACAUCAUGAUUGAUUUGGGCACAGGCAACAAUAACAAAAUUAAUUGGCCCAUGGAAGACAAGCAGGAGAUGAUUGACAUUGUUGAGACAGUUUACAGAGGAGCCCGCAAAGGAAGGGGUCUUGUGGUAUCUCCGAAGGACUAUUCCACCAAAUAUAGAUACUGAGUUAUGUAUGUUCAGCUGAACAGUUUACCAUAAGUUUUAUCCUGGAAGUACCAUUCUCGAAUUGGACGCAGCAACUUUCAAAAUGCAUCUGUUUGUAUGUUUGCCUUGGAUAUCUUCACUAUUAUCUACUACACAAUUCAUAGACUAUAUAUGAAUGGAAAGUCAUGUUUUUAAAAUGUUUUUUGUUGUGAUAAAUAGAAAUUGAUUUAUUUACCAUUAUUGUUUUUUUUUACAGAAAUAAUAAAUUAUGUAACUGCCCCAUGUCUGGUAAUAUUACAUUUUGGGUAGAGUACUUUUGAAUAUUUGAUUCAGUAUAGUUUGCACUUUCUUAAUAUCCAAAUAAAAAUUGAACAAUGCCACAUGAUUGGACUUGGGUUUUCCAGUCAUUCUACAGAUGGAAACCCAAUUAAAGUUUCUGUCAGUAUUUUGCUUGAAGAAAUAAGCUACCAAUCUCUUUAUUAACAGUGAUUAUAUACUUUUAUAAACUCUACCGAGUACUCAGCUAAAUUUUCAGCCAGCAUUGAUUGUGUGAAAAUGUGUAUUAACUUCAACUGUUGACAAGAAUCAUUGCUCCCUGCAUUUAUUCUUGACUGCAUAGCCUUCACAUAUUAUUAUUAUUCUCUAACUCCCACCCAAAAAAAACAAUUAUGUGCCUUAGUGUCUUUUGUGAGCAAGGGAUGAGGUCCACAAACUACAAAAUCUUGUUACUGUGUAUUUCAUAAGAUAUUGAUGUUCAAUAUGUAGUGUCUCCUCUUUGUAUUAAAUGAAACCCAUAAACGAAACAUUUGGGCUGUACCAACCAGUUAAUUUGGCAAAUAACUGAAUUUAAUCAAAAUGACCAUGUGCUUGAAAUGUUGUAAAUUCUAUCAUUUCUUGAUUAAGAUUAUUGUUUCUUGCAUAUGUGAGUCUCACCUACUGUUCAAAAGCCAAGUGCCUUAAUCUGAAAGCAACCCCAUCAUAUUUCAUUUACUCAGAUGUAUUGCUUAACUUCAUGGUCACCACUUAGAAGUGAAUAGCACUGAUUUUUCCUUUUUUUUGUGCUAAUUAUAUUCAGUAGUGUUAAUGCAUAAUUUCAUAUUUGACAGAAAAGAUAAUGGAAGUGAUAUUGAUAACACUCGACUGUUGCAACUCAGCUAUUAUUUUGUAGUCAAAUGAACUGCUAAUAAGUUUAUUUAAAAAUACAUUGCUCAUUUCAAAGAA
Molecule: messenger RNA, 2084 nt
Organism: Chiloscyllium plagiosum (whitespotted bambooshark)
Lineage: Eukaryota; Metazoa; Chordata; Chondrichthyes; Orectolobiformes; Hemiscylliidae
Source: RefSeq, a predicted model, not a curated record